UCAUUGGUCACAUGACCAUGACUUUGGCUCAUGACUUCCUGUAUUACAUUCUGUUCUCCUGCAGGAAAACUAACGGAUACACUCGACUGGCCGAAAGAAGAAAAUACACCGAAAGCUUCUUAUCUAUGUGUGUGUAUGUGUUUUGGGGAGUUAGUUUCAACCGUCGUUCAAACUGCAAUGAGAAUGAAUGGCUAGCUAGCUGCAUGGCACGUUUGUUUCGUUUCAAACAAACUCACUCCAUUACAGUUCUUACACUGACGGUUUUAUUUUGACUUGAGGUAUAUUUACUUGACAUUAUGUCGAAAUACUCCGGCUUUCCUGAGCCACUGGACGACCAGAACCCUUUCCAGGACCCAGCAGUUACUCAACACAGCAGCAGCACGGGUUACGCCACACUGGACCUCUACAACCCAUUUGAGGGCACAGUUGAGCCUCCACCACCAUAUGAAGCCACUUCUCCCUCAACUCCAUCUGUGCCUGCACAGACCCCACCCAGCCGGAGAACCCCCACUGAACCUCGUAACUAUGGCUCCUAUAAUACCCACGACUCCCAGACUGCAGUAAAUGCCACCACAACAGAGCUGAUGAAAAAGCAAGAGGAGCUUGAGAGGAAAGCCCAGGAGCUGGAAAGGAGGGAGCGGGAGCUGCAGUCCCACACCUUGGGGCCUGGAGCCUCCCGUCAGAAUAACUGGCCACCACUCCCCUCGUUUUGUCCCGUUGGGCCCUGCUUCUACCAGGACAUCAAUGUAGAGAUUAGUCAGCACUUCCAGCGUACUGUCACCAUCAUGUACUACUUUUGGUUGUUUGGUGCUGGAACGCUGCUAUUCAACCUGAUUUCCUCAUUGGCAAUGUUCUGCAUUGAUACAUCCGUUGGUGUUGGUCUGGGUCUUGCCAUUCUCUGGGCGCUUCUCUUCACACCAUGCUCCUUUGUCUGCUGGUAUCGGCCUGCGUACAAAGCCUUCAGGAGUGACAGCUCUGUCAACUUCUUCUUCUUCUUCUUCGUUUUCUUUGCGCAAGUGGUUGUUUACGUCAUCAUGACAAUUGGCAUCCCUGGAUGGGGGUUCAGUGGAUGGAUCGUGAGCUUGACUGCUCUCAAACGAAGUGUUGCUGUCGGUGCAAUCAUGAUGAUGAAUGCCAUCCUUUUUACUGCACAGGCUGCCAUUGGGGUGUUCAUGCUGAAGAAGGUCCAUGGUCUUUACAGGCAGACCGAUGCCAGUUUUCAAAAGGCCCAGGCUGAGUUCGCCACUGGAGUCAUGUCAAAUCAGGCUGUCCGCCAAGCUGCUGCCAACGCUGCUGCCAACGCUGCUCAAGGGGCCUUCACCUCACCCCCACUGAGUAGUUAGGGGUGGGUGAGUUUGAGUGAAGUAGAGGCCUUCGAUCUGAUGAAGCAGGGGUGUCAAACUCAUUCUUGUCGAGGGCCACAAUGUAGGUACUGUUUCCCUCAGAGGGCCAUUAUGACUGGGGAAACCAUCAAAAUCUUUAAUUGCCUCAUCAUAUUCACAAAAAGACAUCUCGAAGACAACAUCUCAAGGUUAUCAUCCAUGAAGUAUGAAAAUUUGAAAUUUUGGUGCAGAUUUUCACAACAAUAACAGUAUUCGACACAGGUGAUAUGCCUUUGCGGGUCACAUGAAAUCAUUUGGUGGGCCAGAUCUGGCCCCCGGGCCCUGAGUUUGACACCUGUGUGAUAAGGGAUCAGUCGGAUAUUGAUUUUCCCCACCAGUGAUUAGAUUUCAAUGAGUGAGGAACAUGAGUCUCUGUAAUUACCCAGAGGAAACUAAAGUACAUGAGCCCAUGGGGUUAUAUAAUGUGUAUAAAUGGUUAUUUGAUGUGUUUAAUAGGAAUUCAACAUUUAUAAGUUUUGAUUCAUACAGCUGGCGUUACAUUCAUAGGCUCUAUGAAGGUUUGAGUUGAGUACAGGUCAAAAGCUUUUAGAAACAGAAUACCAAAUUUACAAUGUUGGAAGUCGCACUAGCCAGGAUACCUUCCAUUUUUAAUGACAUUUGAUGUGGUUGCAACCAUCACAUUAAGACAAUUUGGUUAUGAGCAUAUGCUAAGAUGUCUGUGUUUAAAGCUUACUUUGAAAGCCUAAUUUUUCAACUUGUACCAAAAUGCUUUUGUUGUAUAAAACUAAAAAUUUCAAACGAUUGCCUAGUUGUUGUUGCCAAAAGCUCACACACUGUAAGCACGGAAUUUUUCUUUGUCAUAUCGUUAUGUUGGUGCAUCUUGUUGUUAUGACUCGUCUUUGUUUUAAUACAAAUAUAUUGACAUGCAUUCA
Molecule: messenger RNA, 2275 nt
Organism: Syngnathoides biaculeatus (alligator pipefish)
Lineage: Eukaryota; Metazoa; Chordata; Actinopteri; Syngnathiformes; Syngnathidae
Gene: scamp3
Product: secretory carrier membrane protein 3
Exons: 9
Coding region: 297-1343 (348 amino acids)
Biological process (GO): protein transport
Cellular component (GO): recycling endosome membrane; trans-Golgi network membrane
Source: RefSeq, a predicted model, not a curated record